AACUUAUUUUGCACUCAUUCUCGUGACUGAUAACCCAGAUUUUCAUGUACCACACACACUAUAGUUUUUGUGAGAGAGCAACUCCUGUAAUACUAACCAAUGACGAGGUUGUUUGUUCUCCUGUUCUGUUUCAUUGUAACAACUUCGUCUGAGGAAUGGUGGCUGAGUCCUCAAAAUGGACCCACAUGCAAAAUUAAUACUUGUAGAGAAAAAGACGCGACAUGUGAAUGUUCGCUUACAAUUGAUCAUAAAGUUACCAUGAUGACAAAGAAUCCGCCAAUGCUAGUUCGACCAUACAACGGAAGUCUAUAUCUGUACAACGAUACAAAUUAUAGAUUUCCACUACCUGAUGAGAAGAUGGCUGAGGUCAUAACUGCAGAUGGAUAUGGAUCACGUCUUGUCAUAACUAUUAAUGAAAGGUUUCCUGGCCCAACAAUUGAAGCACAUGAAGAUCAGACAAUGAUCAUCCAUGUUCGCAAUUUAAUGCACACAGAUUCCACCACAAUCCAUUGGCAUGGCAUGCAUCAAAAAGGAACUCCAGAGUUUGACGGCGUGGCCUUCAUCAGCCAGCCUCCCAUCCUCCCUGGUGGAACGUUUACGUACAGAUUUAAAGCACAGCCGCACGGUACCAAUUUUUACCAUGCUCAUAUCGGAGACCAACGUAGCAUGGGUCUCUAUGGAGGGCUUAUUAUUUAUCCGAGAUACAAGUUUUACUCACAGCCACAGGUUGGAUUCACCGUCAUCCUUCAAGACUGGAACCAUGACGAUGAGCCAGAGACAUUGUAUCAGCGCAUGCUAAAUGGUGUGUAUGAUCUUAAAAGCUACACAUUGAUAGAACCUACAUCUUCUGUUGAUGGAGCCAAUUUUAGCAGAUUUCAUAUCCAUUCUGCCUUGAUCAAUGGUAAAGGGCGCUUUUACACAGGACAUAAUAAUAUUGGAAGCAGUUUUACACAUAAUGGUGCUCCUUUAGAAACGUUUCGAGUAAAAAGGUCUGGUAAUUCUAGGUUUCGUGUAAUUAGCGCUGCUACAUUGUAUCCCUUUCGCGUCUACGUUCAAAAUCAUCAUAGAUUAAUUAUUCGAGCAUCGGACGGCUUCGAAAUUCUUCGAGGCGUAGGGAAAAACAGCGAAGACUUGGUUGUGGAAUCCUUCAUUAUUCAUCCCGGUGAAAGGAUGGAUUUUACAGUUAACUUUGAUUCAGAUCCUGGAACUUACCUUCUAGUGGCUGAAAGUAUUGAAGACCUCUCCAAGAAAACACCUCCUGAGUACCAUGCAGCCGAAGCGUUGAUUCUGUAUGAAGGGGCGCCUUUAGUGUAUCCAAAUAAACCAGCUGAUGAUCAGAGUCACUGUACAUCUGGAACACCAUGCCCAGUAUUUAACUGCCCAUAUCUUUUCUAUCCCAAAAAUAAAAACAGAGAGUGUCUUACAUUUGAUAAAGCCAAUAGUAAUGAAUAUGAGUCAAAAUUCCAAGAAAUACAAACUGCCGAUGAGACACUCUUCUUUAAUUUUGCAUUUCCGGGACAACCAGGAAACACACCAGGCUCAGUCAACGGACAUCAGUUCAUUCCUCCUGUAUAUCCAAUAUUGACAGAUGAAGAAAAACUUACAACCAAAUGUUCAAAGAACGAUUGUAGCGAAGAUAAAAUAUGUAGCUGUACUUACAAUGUCGAAUUGCAAUCCAACAGAGUAUACCAGUUUGUCUUAACUAAUCUAGGAAAAGGAAAAGGCUGGUCCCACCCUGUUCAUUUACAUGGCCAUUAUUUUUAUGUCAUGAAAAUGGGAUUUGGAACCUAUAAUGAAACAUCUGGUAAAUUCUUGCUGUCAUCUGAUGAUAUUGCAUGCCUAGGUAACAAAAGCUACUGCAAUGUCGCUAGUUGGGCUAAUAGUAAUUGGACAACGACUGAAAACAAUAUCCCUGGUCUCCAAUUAGAAUAUCCGCCUGAAAAAGACACAAUUAUUGUUCCGACGGGUGGGUAUGUUAUCAUUCGUUUUAAAGCUAACAAUCCCGGUGCCUGGUUUUUCCACUGCCACAUCGACCUUCACAACACAAAUGGAAUGGGAAUGGUAGUGUUCGAAUCGAAAGACAAAUGGAGAUAUAAUGGUGUCAACAAAACAAAUGGGCCAAACUACAGCAUUGUAACGUCUUUGAUACUUUGUAUGGUGAUUUUGUUCCUGGAUUGGUAAUUGAAAGUCAUCAAUAGACCAGGAGAGGAAAGUAAAGAUGAUGCAGAAACGAUAGGUUCUUUACGUGGAGAUGACCAGGAAUUAUAUACAGGUUGUUGUAUACUGUUAAUAUACAUAUGUUCUAAAAAUAUAUUGUGUGUAUCCAAAUUAAUUGCUUUGCUCAUAUUUAACUUAAGUAUUGAACAAAUAAAUUUUUUAAAUGUU
Magallana angulata is the source of this 2385-nucleotide messenger RNA. RefSeq lists its product as uncharacterized. The transcript has 3 exons. The record is from RefSeq and is a predicted model, not a curated record. NCBI's taxonomy places the organism in Eukaryota, Metazoa, Mollusca, Bivalvia, Ostreida, Ostreidae. Bases 100 to 2181 code for a protein of 693 amino acids. Gene Ontology annotation, biological process: iron ion transport. Gene Ontology annotation, cellular component: plasma membrane. Gene Ontology annotation, molecular function: oxidoreductase activity; copper ion binding.